Molecule: messenger RNA, 537 nt
Organism: Diaporthe amygdali
Lineage: Eukaryota; Fungi; Ascomycota; Sordariomycetes; Diaporthales; Diaporthaceae
Exons: 3
Coding region: 1-537 (178 amino acids)
Biological process (GO): quinolinate metabolic process; 'de novo' NAD+ biosynthetic process from L-tryptophan
Cellular component (GO): cytoplasm
Molecular function (GO): iron ion binding; 3-hydroxyanthranilate 3,4-dioxygenase activity
Source: RefSeq, a predicted model, not a curated record
AUGCUCUCCACGCCAGUAAACCUGCCCAAGUGGCUCGAGGAAAAUUCACACCUCCUGCAGCCGCCCAUCAACAAUUACUGCGUCUACAAUGAGGGCUUCACAAUUGUGGGCGGGCCCAACGCCCGCACAGACUAUCAUAUCAAUGAGACGCCAGAGUGGUUCUACCAGCACAAGGGCGCCAUGAUGCUCAAGGUCGUCGACGACGGCGAAUUCCGCGAUAUCAUCAUCCGCGAGGGCGAUAUGUUCCUGCUGCCAGGCAACACCCCGCACAACCCCGUGCGCUUCGCCAACACCGUGGGCGUCGUGCUCGAGCAGCGCCGGCCCGAGGCCUCAGUUGACCGGAUGCGCUGGUAUUGUGCAUCUUGCCGCGCCGCUGUCCAUGAGGCCGCCUUCCACUGCACCGACCUCGGCACCCAAAUCAAGGCCGCCGUUGAGGCUUUCAAGGCCAGUAAGGAGGAUAGGACGUGUAAGGCAUGCGGUGAGGUGGCGGAAGCGGCGCCGAAGCCGGGGUCGAUCAAGGACCCGAAUCUGGAGUAG